This is a messenger RNA of Cladophialophora psammophila CBS 110553, 474 nucleotides long. RefSeq lists its product as uncharacterized. Lineage: Eukaryota; Fungi; Ascomycota; Eurotiomycetes; Chaetothyriales; Herpotrichiellaceae. The record is from RefSeq and is a predicted model, not a curated record. The coding region runs from base 1 to 474 and encodes 157 amino acids. The transcript has a single exon.
AUGUCGACCAAGAUUGUCGCUCGCACGAUCACACAGGACCGAAUGCUCAAAUCGGCCGAGUAUUUCAUGGCUGCGUUCUUUGGCCUCGACUGGACACGGAAUGCCAGCUUGGUGCCGACCAUCGAGCAGCUGUAUUACAACAUUACCCUCGACGGGUAUGAGAAUUGCAACAACAGCAAUAACUUUCUGUCGACUGGUGGCAACAAUUCAUCUUUGGAGUGGGAGAACAUCUACCUUGACAUCUCCCACGGCACCAACACCAUGUCGAUUAUGACAGCAUUUGGCCUGAGGAAGCUCAGAUUUCUAGAUCAUAUGCGCCGUACCAUUUGUGGUGAGGUGGUGAAUCAUGCUGCCGAAGCUCGCGACCGAAGAGGUUCCAGUCGGGUAGUGGGGCCCAUCGCGGUGCAGCACAUGGACAAUCGAAAUGUUCGCUCCUGGAGGAAGGGGAUACUCGUUGGAGCCGAAGCCCACUGA